Messenger RNA from Chara braunii, 2869 nucleotides. The record is from the annotation of a GenBank genome assembly. Lineage: Eukaryota; Viridiplantae; Streptophyta; Charophyceae; Charales; Characeae.
GGGGAGUGAACCUCUUGAGAGUCUGAUUGAUUAUUUUGCUGACUGGCGACUCUCCGACCCACCUGUCCAUACUGACAGUCCGAAAAUGGCCCAGCUUACUUCAACGCAAUGGUGGGCCUUGUUAGAUGCAGCCAGUGAUGCUGAGAAACCUCAUCUGCAAGCACUCUUAGAUGGUGCAAUAAAACAGGAACAGGAGUCAGAGAAGGAGAGGAAGGAGACCUUGCUGAGAAGGCAAGUAGCUCUCCUAGAGAUUGUUCCCUCACUGACUGAACAGCAGUGCGGGGUACAGGUGAAGUCCAUCCUUACAGCCUUUGUUCAAGUCCGUAAUCUUGAGGACCAUACCACUCAGAUCGCUGAAGUCUUUGCAAAGUUGCGGACUCUUCAGGAUGAUCUGAUUGAUAUGACCCACAAGUACCAUGACUUGACAAAGGAGGUGGCUGACCUUCGACAAGCCCAAGUGGCCAACCCUCUUCCUCUACCCCCUGGAUCUGAAGCUGCAAUCGAAACCACCUCUGCCCCUCUUACUGUAUCUUCUUCUACCUCUUCUUCGAGUGUGAUGGCAACCCCCUCGGGACCUGCAGCAGGUGCAGACUCCACUGUUGCGGUAACAAGCAAUGAGGCUGGAACUUCUGCAAUUGCUGCAGCCCCAAGGCCGGAACCAGCUGCUGCUGGUCCCAGCUACGCCAGUCCCUACGUGGACCGGAAGGCGGUACAAAUGCCAUCCAAGUACGACAGCAAGGAUGCCAUCGAGUCCUGGAUCAGCUCCAUGAGGGCCUACUUUGAGAUCCUGGAAACUCAACUUGAGAACCAGGCGGUGAUCAUGGGAAUGAAUGGCGAGCCAGUCGUACGGGGCUUCCUAGAAGUCCAAGCAACAUGGGCUGGGUUUCCAAAGGCUGCACUAGCCAAAUGGCUAAGGACCACCCCGGUUGCCUCCCUCGAAGAGCUCCUUAUCUCGAAAGACCAAGAUCCACAUGUUGCUGCUAAAGCAAAGAUUCAACUGGACAAAGUAAAGCACAGCAAGUGGAAUGGCUCCAUGAAAAGCCUACAGAACUAUCUAAGCAAGCUGUUUGCCACUCCUGGUUUGGAAUUGUCCACUCAAUCUUGCUUGGAUGUGGUUAAGGGCGCGGUUCCAACUAACUUCACUAAUUUGUUCGUUUCUAUACGCGACUUGCGACCGGAUCUUGGUGAUCCCUUUGCUGAUUCCCCACCCCCACCCGUCCCAUCAGACAUCCAAACCCUCCUCGAUCAAUUUCCGGAAGUCCUGGCCGAGCCACGUGGAGUCCCCACGCGACCGGUUCGACACACCAUCGGGUUGGCCGAGGGUGCUGUUCCUCCAAAGGGCUGCGUGUACCGUAUGGAACCCGGCGAGUUGGAGGAACUUCGGCGACAGAUCGAUGAGAUGAUUGACAAAGGGUGGAUCAAACCAAGCGAAUCUGAAUUUGGUGCUCCUGUGUUGUUUAUGCCAAAGAAAGGACGCAAACUCCGCAUGUGUAUUGACUAUCGCGGUCUAAACCGCAUCACGAGAAAGAAUGCUUAUCCAUUGCCUCGUAUAAACGACUUGCUUGAUGCCGCAGGCGGGUGCAAGAUCUUCUCCAAGAUCGAUCUCAAGUCUGGCUACCACCAGAUUGAAGUCGAUCCUGCGGACCAGCACAAGACUGUGUUCAAAACACGCGACGGGCUUUAUGAGUUCACUGUAAUGCCCUUCGGUCUUACGAACGCACCAGCCACUUUCCAAAGCCUCAUGGACAAGGUCCUCCGCGAACAGAUUGGCCGGUUUGUGGUAGUGUACCUGGAUGACAUUCUGAUCUCUAGCAAGUCCAUGGAGGAACACCUCAAGCAUCUUGAGGAGGUGCUCGCUAUCCUCAAGAAGACGCAGCUGCAUCUCAACUUGGAGAAAUCUGAGUUUGGAAAGGAUAGCAUCAUCUAUCUUGGGCACCGGUUGUCUGCUGCAGGCCUAGAGCCUGAGGCAACCAAGAUUGAGGUCAUACGUGAUUGGCCUCAACCUACGAACAUUCGCGAAUUGCGUUCUUUCCUUGGUCUCGCAUCGUACUAUCGGAAGUUUGUACCCCGUUUUUCUAUCAUUGCUCGUCCGUUGUCGCGACUAACCAGUAAAAAUGUGUCUUAUUCCUGGGAUGCCGCGUGUACGGAAGCUUUUCAAGCUCUCAAGGAAGCCUUGGUAAGUUACCCGGUACUCCGCAUUGCAGAUCCGAAACUAACCUUCGUAGUUACUACGGAUGCAAGUCAGUAUGGAAUCGGUGCAGUGCUGCAGCAAGAUGACGGUGAUGGCAUGCGGCCACUCGAGUACUACAGCAAACAAAUGCCCAGCGUAAAGUUAGCCACUUCCACCUACAUGCGUGAGCUCUACGCUUUACGUAUGGUGUUGGAUCACUGGAAACAUUCCCUUUUGGGACGCCACUGCAAAGUCUCCUCAGACCAUGAGACCUUGAAGUGGAUCAAACAGCAGACUACUCUGUCCCCUACCUUGCUUCGCUGGUUCCAUGAGAUUGACAUUUUUUAUUUUGAAUUAAGACACAAAAAGGGCUGUUAUAAUCGAGUCGCUGACGCACUGUCUCGCCACCCUGAGUACAUGACUUGCCUGGUGAAAUCCUACGACCUCCGGAAGAAACUGAAGGAGGAGCUCGUAGAGCAGACAGCCAAGGAUCCGGAGCUUAGCUGCAUCCUUGAGCAGCUGCGGGUUGAUCCUAGAAGUCAGCCUGAGUUCCACGAGUAUGGAGGACUGACUUUUCGUCGUUACGGGAACCAUGACCGUUUGUGUGUACCAUGAGCCUCUCCGCACACACUUUCUGGACUUGGCUCAUGGCCGGAGCGGGCACUUCGGCAUGGCAAAAAUGUACGCUAACCUGCUGAG